This is a messenger RNA of Zootoca vivipara (common lizard), 2732 nucleotides long. It is a transcript of the gene PTCD2, whose product is annotated as pentatricopeptide repeat domain 2. Gene Ontology annotation, cellular component: mitochondrion. Gene Ontology annotation, molecular function: protein binding; RNA binding. Gene Ontology annotation, biological process: multicellular organism development; regulation of mRNA processing; mitochondrion organization. Lineage: Eukaryota; Metazoa; Chordata; Lepidosauria; Squamata; Lacertidae. The record is from RefSeq and is a predicted model, not a curated record.
UCCUGCCGCUGCCACUCUUGGUACAUUCCGGGGACAGAAUGGCAGCGGCCGUGGGCAGUUCCAAUGGAAUCCUGCGAGAGACCGUCCGGCGCUGCAUGCGGGGCACGCUCGUCGCGGCCGGCUGCCUGAGCUGCCCGCAAGGAGCCAAACGUUAUUUGUUAACAGAAGAUGUUUUGCAAUUACAUGGAUUUCAGCAACAUAAGUUGGAAGUGGGAUAUAAACUAUAUGGCGAGAAAGACACAUAUUUCAAAACUAUUGAAGACAAGUUAGCUAAAAAUAUGCUGAUUCUCAGAGAUGAAUUGAAAUUGUUGCUGCAUUUGUGCCAGACGAAAGAUGAAGUGGAAAUAGUCAAGAGGGUGAUAUACAGGUACCAUGCUGAGAACAAAAAUGUGGCCUUUGGUGGUUUCAAAUUUGGUCCUCUUUUUAUGAGGCUGUGUUAUGAAAUGAAUCUUGAAGCAACGGCACUGGAGCUCAUCAAAGACCAGGCUUUGCACGGCUUCUUUUCAGAAAGUUCAUCAUUCAAUAUUUUGAUGGAUCUGCUCUUUACAAAAGGUCAAUAUGAAAGUGCUCUAGAAGUGCUGUUAGAAAUGAAGAGACAAGGCGUCAAAUUCGGCCGUGAUACCUAUUUACUCGCAGUUGCAAUAUGCUACAAGCUGAACAACUCGGAGUCCAGAAGAAUUUGUACUACGUUACUUGAAGAUGGGCAGCUCAAAGGAGUUAAUAUAUCAAGAAGAGUUUACUACUUUGCAGUAGUAUUUGCUUUGAAACAGAACGAUAUUUCCAGGGCUCGCUCCUUUUAUUCUCAGAUCAUAAACACAGAAAGCAGAAUUUACACUAAUCUGACAAUUCUUCUUCAGGUUGCAACUGGUGACCUAGAAGACCUUGUCCAGAGACUGAAAAAGGCUUCAGAGGCCGGUGUUUCAAGUUUUGUGAAAAAACCAGAAUACUGUAUGGAAGUGCUGGCUGCAGCCAAAGAGAAGCUGGAAGACAACCCAACUCUCCGUGUCCAGUUUGAAGAAAUCGUCGCCAAGCUGCAAGCCUCAGGACAGACUAUUUCUCAGACUCUGGAUGACUUGCUGUGCCAGCCGCCACGCCCAAAGAGGCACCCUCUGCAGCUGCUCAAGCUAAACCAAAUGAGCCGUCGGACUUUGAGACCUAUACAGUCUGCUCUCAUGGCUGAGUAGAUCCAUCCUUUCCCCUGUUGGAAUUUCUACCCAAUAAAACGUCACCCUGGCUUAGAAACGUGGUUUUUACUCGGUGUGUUUUCUGGGAUGAAUUGUGAUGCUCCAAACAAAAUGUAUGAGUGGACACUGUGGAACCAAACAAAUAAGGGAAAGACCUAGAUCUGCUCAAAGAAGACAACUUGCAGGCAAGGUUGUUCAGCUUCCUGGGGAAGAUAGUUACUGCUUGAUGCAACAUGUGUAGAAAGUUAUCACAGAAUGACAAAGACCCCCCUCUCUAAUCUUUAUAUUAUCUCUGACAGUAUUCAAGAUGCUUUAUUGCUUGUAUCAAACACCAAGUGUUUAACUGAAAUCUAUCCCAAUCUUGUUGAUAAGUAUUAGAAAUGGAAAAGAAAGGUGUAUGGAGAUGUGAUAGAAUUAGACCAUAUUGGGAAAAAUAUUGAAGGUUAUGGAGAAUAAUAAAAUAAUAGGUUGGGGUCGCUAACUCAGCACCUUGUUUAUUAAAGUUAUAUACUGCCCUUCAUCUGAAGAUCUCAGGGCGGUUCACAACAUAAAAAUACAAGGUAAAUCACAAACAGAACAAAAAAUAAACAAUAACCUCCCAUCCCACAAACACAAGGAUCUCAAUAGAUACCUCCUCAGAACUCCACAAUCCACGGCCAACAGUUUGGUCUUCCUGCUCUGUCUGUGUUUGCAGUGGCUUGGGCUCCCCUAUACUGAAUACACUCCUUAAACAUGCCCAAAUGGGAAGGCAGAAAAAUGUAUAAGAGUAGAAGAAAUAAACACAGAUUUGCUUUGUGCACCCAUUAGAUACUGUUUCUCAAAGUCAUUUAAAAACAUCAACUUUAUUUUAGAAAAUGAACUGAAAUGCUAAUUUUUUGAAUUUCAAGAACUUGCUAAAAUACUACACAGCAGACAGUAGGGGGCACAAUGGAUCAUGCAAUGUAGAACAGUUCAUCUAGCUUGAAUAUAAGGAAUGUAAUAAAUCUGCAACCAACAUCAACAGUCCUGUUAUCAGCAAGAAGCUCCCCGAAUUAGCCACAGUAUAUGUAAAAUUUUGAAUUUGUAUAUUUCAUUACUGACAUAAUCCAUACAUUUGUAUGUGUGAUUUGCAUCUUGAAUUGCAUGCAUGAGAGGCCACCUCUUCAUGCUCAAAGAAGAUGCAUAGGCUUAAUGAGAAGAUACCUCCUGGGACCUCAUUAGUAGCACUUGAAGCUAUGCUGGAAUGUAAUAUUGCAUCCAAAAAUAAAAUGCUACAAAGGAGGAGCUCCGAAUGGAAACAAAAUUAGUUUUAAGGCAAUCUCAAUGUGCAUGAAUUUAAAUAUUUAAAUAUUCUUUUCAUAGUAAAGAGUUUGUGCUACUGAGAUAUCUUCCACUAUGCCUUGAUGGUUGGUCUUGAGAAGAAUCUGGUCUUGCAGGGUCUCUUGGUCAACAGUUAUAUUUAUACCAAAGAAUCAUUGCAGUCCACAGCUGAAUGGUUAAGUUCAGUCAAAGGUGACUGGGCUGCAGCGCUCAUCUCGCUUCAAGCCAGGGUUUGUCCACAGACAGCUU